AAAAAUGUUUUCUACAGUAAUUGUUUCGGGAAAAAAAAAGGAGGGGUGUGAAGGAAAAAUAAAAUAACAUACUCCGCCAAAUUCCGCGGCGGCGAGCCGGGAGAAGCGACCGCGCCACCUCUUCCUCCUUCGCCUUUGCCCGCCCCGCCGGCAAGCUUCGCCCCUCCAACCAAGUCCCAGAUCGCAGCCCGACGCAACGCGCAAUCCCUCCCGCUGCCCUCGAAACCACGAUCAAGGAGGAUGGCGUACGUGGACCACGCCUUCUCCAUCUCCGACGACGACGACCUGGUCGGCGGCGCGGCGGGGGGCCCGCGCGGCGCGCCCGUCAAGGAGAUCGCCUUCGCCGCCGCGCUGCUCGCGUUCGGCGCCCUCGGCGCCGUCGCGGGCCUCUUCAUGGCCGCCCACCUCGUCGGCGGCGACCGCUCGCACGGGAUCUUCUUCACCGUGCUGGGCGUAGUAAUGUUCAUCCCCGGGUUCUACUACACAAGAAUAGCAUAUUAUGCUUACAGAGGGUACCAUGGCUUCUCUUUCUCCAACAUCCCUGCUAUCUGAACCUGGUUGGAUCGUCGCGUCGAAUGACCCUUCUUAACAUAUAUACUUGCUAUUUUCUUUUCAUUUCUUUCUCUGUACCGUUACAGAGUGGUGUAGUAGUUGUACAUACGGAGUACAAAAUUAAAUAAAAAUACCAGUGUAAUGAGACCGUGACAUUAUGGCGAUUCCACCUGAGAAGUUGACCGUUCUGUGAUCCUGUUGAGCUGUCAGCCUACCCGCACCUGCUACUUACUGCAUUCGGUUCUGUUGUCUGAUAGUGCAGGCAUCGUCAAGGCAGUUGAAUGCAGAUCUACUCUGUCUCUGUUGGGUACUUGGGUUGCAAGCAAUUUGUCGCACUACCCAAUGGCAUCCAUUUGGAAUGGGAAACAUGGCAGGGGAAUUUCGACAUGUUAUAUCAACUGUUAAGUUUGAAGCUAA
Molecule: messenger RNA, 969 nt
Organism: Brachypodium distachyon (stiff brome)
Lineage: Eukaryota; Viridiplantae; Streptophyta; Magnoliopsida; Poales; Poaceae
Product: transmembrane protein 230
Exons: 2
Coding region: 241-552 (103 amino acids)
Cellular component (GO): endomembrane system
Source: RefSeq, a predicted model, not a curated record